AUGAAGUUCAAGAGCUUCCUCUACUUUUCACUGAUUUCAAACAUCUUUUGUGGAUUUAAUUAUGUUAAAUCACCUAAUUUGUCACUAAACUUGAUUGCUUUAAACGAAGUUUUUGGCACGUUUUUCAAUAAAAACCAACUUUUCAACGUUUUCUACGACAAUAAGCAGGACCAGAAUUAUUCAGAACUUCUACAUACUAAAUUUUUGUCACAAGAAAAUCACAAGUUCUCAUGCAAAGUCAACACAAUAAGCGAGAAUAUUUUAAUGUACGACAUUUCAUCAAUAAUAUUUGUGUAUUCAUGCAGCACUUUGGGAUUCAUUCAUAUCCAUCAAUAUGCUACAAAUGAAUAUCCAAUGCCAUUGAAAAUUCUUACUUACAUUGAGAAUUGUAGCUUUGAAAUCAUCAAGUCUAACAUUAAAAAAAUUGUAUUUCGAAUAUUGACAUACAUGGAGAAUGACAUGGAAGCUUUUGAGUAUCUCCUGAUUAAUGACGAGGAGUUGCUCUACCUGACAACCAUUGAGUAUUAUACAGAAACAGCUUGCAAUACGCCACAGCUAAUAACUUUAAAUAUCUUCAACAAAACAACACAAAAGUGGGAGAAAAAACUUCAAAUCUAUGAAAAAUUCCAAAACUUUCAUAGCUGUGAAUUGGUGAUGAGGACGGCUUACCAUAUAAAUUAUGCAAAAGGCUGGAUGGGCUUAAAAAAAUCAGCAAAUUCAUUUGAAGUCAUUGGAAUUAUUCCAAAAUUAUUUAAAGACAUUGGAAGAUAUUUCAACUAUAAGCCCGGAUAUGAAAUUGAAAUGUUAAAAGAUCAAAAUGAUUUCCAUUGCACUAAAGUUUUUGAAAGUCCAAAAAUUGACUGGAAUUUGACGUUGCCAAAUGUCUGCUUUGGAGUUACUCGCAUUGAAGCACAAGCUAAUCGAGAUUUCAAAAGUUCUCACUUUACUGGAACAUUUUUGGAUAUCUUUGAGGUUGUUCUAGUCACACCUGGACAAGUUUAUUCAUCUUAUGAGAAGCUAUUGCUGCCAUUUGAUAAGAUAACGUGGAUUUUAUUAGUUUUUACAUUUUUCACUGCCUUCUUGACAAUUUUUGUCAUUUAUUUUCUGCCUGAGCCUAUUCAUAGAUUAUUUUAUGGUCCGAAUGUCAAAAGUCCAGCAUUGAAUGUCAUCAGCACAUUUUUUGGCAUUCCACAGCUUAAAGAUCCAAGACUGCAUUUUUCACGAUUUAUUCUCAUGAUGUUCAUCCUUUUUUGCCUCAUUUUUCGGACAUGCUAUCAAAGUAAAAUGUUUGAGUUUAUGACAACCUCACCAAGACGUCCACCACCAAACUCAAUGAAAGAAAUGGCACAAAAAGGCUACAAACUAUUAGCCAGAGAUCAUAAUGUGAUGUAUAAGGAUGUCAUGAAAAAUGGUGACAUAAAUUGGCCAGAAUUAGAAGUUAUAGAUCAAGAUGAUUUUUUUGAUAUUUAUUAUAGUCAGGCACAGAAUUCAUCAGCAAAGUUGGGCUUAAUUUUUCAACUUUACAUGCUUAAUUAUUUUGAAAAAGCGGAAGUCAUUAAUGCAUGGACAAUGACUGGCAUUAUGGAUAAAAUCAUAAAAGAUGCAAUGGGUGAAAAGAUGAAGUUUCGAGUUAAAAAGGAACCAAAAGUUCUUACUGUUGAGAAUUUAGAUUUUGGAUUUUUCAUUUGGCUUGGAUGUUGUGGAUGCAGUUUUGCUUGUUUUGUCCUGGAAGCUGGUUACUUUGUUGCAACUAUGAGGUACAAAGUUUAUAGACAGAAUAUCAGGAAGCCUAAAGUGACAUUAAUAAAGAAAAGUUAUCAAAAUUAUGCUAAGGUCCAUCCAAUUUUGAAUGAAAUUGAACAAAGUCACCAAAAUAUCGCAAAACCGAAGGUUCAUGAACAGUUUAGGCAUAAUCAUCGAUGGGUGUCAGUGUUUGUCCUCAUGUCACUAAUAAUGGAAAUUGUAAUAAUUUCAUACUUUGCCGCCCACAUCGCAAUGCAGCUUGAUGGAGAAACGAACAAAGAGUUUUGCAAUUUAGCCGUUCCGUUGGGAUUGCUUGGAUAUUUUACAUAUACAUGUCUUGUCAGUUUUGGAGUUUAUAUCAAAAUGUAUAGGAUUGCUGGAGGUUAUGAAAGGCUUUAGAGAUUUUUUUAGAUUCAUCUAAAAGACGCAUUGAUUUACACCAAAUUCGGCUCUUCUUUUGUCUUUCUACGUCUUGAGUAAUUCAG
Chironomus riparius is the source of this 2228-nucleotide messenger RNA. Lineage: Eukaryota; Metazoa; Arthropoda; Insecta; Diptera; Chironomidae. The record is from the annotation of a GenBank genome assembly.